This is a messenger RNA of Vigna unguiculata (cowpea), 876 nucleotides long. RefSeq names its product auxin-responsive protein SAUR32 pseudogene. The record is from RefSeq and is a predicted model, not a curated record. Lineage: Eukaryota; Viridiplantae; Streptophyta; Magnoliopsida; Fabales; Fabaceae.
CUCGUAAAGUCUUUGUUUGUGUUGGGGAAUGCGUUUGUCUUCCAUUUGUUGUGUUGUGUGUCUGAAUCAUGACUAACGUCCCAACCUCUCUCAGAUGUUCCUCCCUUACCUGCUUCCACAAAGCAGCAAUCACACUCUCACACCCUUGGCGCUUUUUCCUUGUUUUCUUUUGAGGUUUUUCGAGAAACUCUCACAAACAUUAUAAGCAGACCAGCCUCUUUCUGUGUUGUUUUUGCAGUGAUGGGUGGCAGUGGGGAGAAGAGAGUGAAGGGUUUUCAGGGGAAGAAAGAAGGGUUCCGGGGAGGAGUGCCGAAAGGGUGUUUGGCCAUAAAGGUGGGUCAAGGAGACGACCAACAACGGUUCGUGGUGCCGGUGAUGUACUUCAACCACCCUCUCUUCAUGCAGCUUCUCAAGGAAGCAGAGGAAGAGUACGGCUUCGAUCAAAAAGGAACCAUAACCAUCCCUUGUCACGUGGAGCAGUUCAGGAACGUUCGAGGCAUCAUCGACAGCGAAAAGUCUCUCCUUCACCAUAAUCAUCACGUUCGCUGCUUCGGCUUCUGACCAACCAACCAACACAAAAACCUUCUUCACCCUCGCUUUGUAAUUGUAAUUAAUUUCUUGCAGGUACCAUGAUUUCGCCUUGUAAAUUCUCCGCUUUUGUUUUACUUUCCUUAGUUGAGUGGUGAGUGGUGAGUGGUGAUGACAGUGUGGUAGAGACGAGACGAGGACGACAACAGAAUGUUACAUCUUGCUGUUGUAGUUACCUUGUUAUAGUUUUGCUACAAAUCUCAAUGGAAAACAGAUGCUUUUUCUUUUUCUUAAGUUUUCUAGAAGGAUUUGUGGCCAUUUAAUGACAGUGGAAAGAGUUGAAAAGAA